Messenger RNA from Striga hermonthica, 420 nucleotides. The record is from the annotation of a GenBank genome assembly. NCBI's taxonomy places the organism in Eukaryota, Viridiplantae, Streptophyta, Magnoliopsida, Lamiales, Orobanchaceae.
AUGGCCUUCACAAUCCAUCACAAUUUACAAAUUAUUUUUCUCUCAACAAUAAUUCUCCGUUUUCCGGCCACGAUUAGCCCGCAGAGCGAGUGCCCGUACCCGUGUUAUCCACCUCCGACCUUCCCCGGAGAAAGCCCUCCGGCCGCCACAUCUCCGCCUGCCACCACCAUUCCUUCAGCCACCACCACCCCGCCGGAUUCUUUCUCCGGCAGCCCUCCCACCAGAUUAUUCCCAUAUACGCCUCCGUCGCCUUACUUUUACGGUGUCACGCCGCCACCGCCGGAGCCUAUAGUGAAUUGGUUUCCUUAUUACUACAGAAAACCGCCCCGCCAAGAGUCUUCAUCAUCAUUUGAGCUAAGAGAAUCAAGAGCUGUUAUUUUACCUCUUUUAGUAGUUAUUUUCUUGUUUCUAUUUCUUUGA